AUAUACUAUUAGUACUACCAAGAUGUUUAGAUACUUCUACUAUUUCAACAUUAUUAUAUAAUUUCAGAAUAAUACCUAUAUUAUCAUUACUAGCUAUUAAUGUUAAUAAGAAUCAAAAUAAAGAAUUUGAUAAUAUGAAUGAAGAAAAUAAUGAUCACGAUGAUGAAUUUGAUGUCAUAACCUUUAGAUAG
Molecule: messenger RNA, 191 nt
Organism: Funneliformis mosseae
Lineage: Eukaryota; Fungi; Glomeromycota; Glomeromycetes; Glomerales; Glomeraceae
Source: the annotation of a GenBank genome assembly